AUGGAUCCUCUACAGGCCAGCCACGCCGUCCCCGGCAACGACAGCGCCGGCAUCCCCUCCCCCCAAUUCGCCCUCCUCAACUACUUCUUCCCUGGCUACUCGGUCCUCAUCUCGACCCUCAACGCCAGCCUCGGCGCUGACCUCAACCGUUACCUGCCCUUCGUCGUCGCCGCCGUCGCUGUCGCCCUCUCCUGGCGCUACGUCUGCGACACCGUCAUGAACCAGGUCGAGGCCAGCUUCAUGUCCUCCUUCACCGUCCACACCGACGACGAGACCUACAACAUCCUCAUGUGGUGGAUGACGCGCCAGCCCUUCUGCCACCGCACCCGCAACUUCGUCGUAAACACCUCCGUCUACUCCCGCAGCGAAUACCUCUACCGCGCGCAUGACGAGAGUGGCGGCGAAGACGAGGACGAGACUGAGGGAAGUACCCGUGACGUCGCCGCUGCCGACGACGACCAAGACACCGCGCUCGCCAAAAACCGCGGCAAGCACGUCCUCCACUACACUCCCUCGGCCGGAACUCACUGGUUCUGGUACCGCGGCGUGCCCCUGCGCUUCUCCCGCCGCCAGACCAAGGACAAGAUCAGCCUGCGCAACCCCAGCGAGCAGGAGGAGCUCUGCGUCAGCUGCCUCGGCCGCGACCCGGCAGUCCUCAAGCGUCUUCUCGCCGACGCCCGCCUGCUCUAUCUCAAAAAGGACGACAGGAAGACCGUGAUCUACCGCGCCACCAGCUCCGUAUCCACCUACGGCACCGACAGCUACUGGCAGCGCUGCAUGUCCCGCCCCAACCGUGACUUCUCCACCGUCAUCCUCCCCGACAAGGUCAAGGCCGACAUCAUCGCCGACGCCGGCGACUACCUCGACCCCGCUACCCGCCGCUGGUACGCCAACCGUGGCAUCCCCUACCGCCGCGGCUACCUGCUCUACGGCCCGCCCGGCACCGGCAAGAGCUCCCUUAGCGUCGCCCUCGCCGGCUACUUUCGCAUGAAGAUUUACAUUGUCAGCUUGAGCUCCCUCACCGCCACCGAGGAGAACCUGGCGUCGCUCUUUGCCGAGCUCCCCACCAACUGCAUCGUCCUGCUCGAAGAUAUUGACACCGCUGGCCUCUCCAAGACGCGCGAGACCAAGAAAGAUGACGACGACAAGGAGGGUGGCGGCAGCGACAAUGCGCCGACGGGGCAGGGCCAGCUUUCCCUCUCUGCGCUGCUCAACAUCCUCGACGGCGUCGCUGCACAAGAAGGCCGAGUCCUCAUCAUGACCACCAAUCACCUUGAGAGCCUCGACAAGGCCCUCAUCCGUCCCGGUCGCGUCGACAUGAUCAUCCCCUUCCAACUCGCCGACGCCGACAUGAGCGAGUCCAUCUUCAAGGCUAUCUACAUGCCUUUUGACGGCGAACUUGCCGACGGUGCCGGCAGCAAGGAGAACAAGGGCAAAGAGACCCUUAUCGACGAGGUCGCCGUCCUUGCCAAAGAAUUUGGCCGCCGCAUCCCCCCGAACGAGUUCAGCCCCGCCGAGAUCCAGGGCCUGCUUCUGCGCCACAAGCGCUCUUCCCAGACGGCCGUCGACGCCGUCGAGGGUUGGGUAGUGCAAAUGCGUGCGGACAAGAAGGACAAGGCGGAGAAGGAGAAGAAAGAAAAGGAGGAGAAGGAGCGAAACGACAAAGAAAAGAAAGAGAAGGAGGAGAAAGAGAAGAAGGGUAAGAAGAACAAGAAGAGCAAGAAGAAGGAAAAGAAGAAGUCGAAGAGGGUGAAGGAGGAAACGGAAGACGAGAAUGAGAGCGAGGACCAGGAUGCGGACGAGAACCAAGAGGAGGGUCAGGGUGAGGACGGUGAGAAGGAUGGGGACGAAGCAGACGAGACCCAGGAAGGAGGCGGCGAGGAUGAAAAGGCCGAGAAGAGAGAAAAAGGGAAGAAGCAGAAGCAAGAGGCUGCGGCAGUGGCCACGAAGGCCAAAGCAGUUAAAGGCCAACAAGGAAAGCGCGACAGUCGAGGCUCCUCAGAUUCGGGAUAUGCCACCCCUUAG
Cordyceps fumosorosea ARSEF 2679 is the source of this 2025-nucleotide messenger RNA. RefSeq names its product BCS1-like ATPase. The coding region runs from base 1 to 2025 and encodes 674 amino acids. Lineage: Eukaryota; Fungi; Ascomycota; Sordariomycetes; Hypocreales; Cordycipitaceae. The transcript has a single exon. Gene Ontology annotation, biological process: protein insertion into mitochondrial inner membrane from matrix; mitochondrial respiratory chain complex III assembly. Gene Ontology annotation, cellular component: mitochondrial inner membrane. The record is from RefSeq and is a predicted model, not a curated record. Gene Ontology annotation, molecular function: ATP hydrolysis activity; ATP binding.